AUGCUUGGAUAUUUACAUCUAUCCUCUGGACAAAGUAAGUAUUGAUGACAGAAUCAACAAUCAAUAAUUUACUUUUAUAUCUAUUCUAUUGUACCAGUUAAGCUGGGGACAAUUACGAUGAAAAGAGAACUGAUUUGACUGUGAUUAACAUGCAGCUAUCUUUUCAUUGCCUGCUUCUGAUCUUUUUUUAAAAACAAUUAUGAUUAGGGGGUCUGAUUAGAUGAACCUGUUUUAAAGAUGUUAUUUACUCCAAGUCAUGUAUGGCAAUAAAAAUGACACCCCAGUAACUUUACACAUACAUGUGACUGUUAAACUGAAUCAUUAAAACAUCACAAUUAUAAAAGUAAAUCUGCCAAAAGCAUGUUCUAAUGCUGAGCAUGUUGAGUUUACCUGUUUUACUAGGGCCAGAGCCAACACUGAGAGCAGCGGGUGAGAGCCCAAUUGAAAUUGCAGGAAUCAUUUAUUUUUAUCAUUAUUCUUAUUAUUGUCAUGAUUCAAGUUUUUUCAACUUUAAAAUCCCCUAGACAUGCUAAAAAAGUAAUGAAACUUGGCAGGCAGGUGGGCCCCUAUAUAUAUGAAGAAAAAAUACAGAUUUCAUGCUCGUGGAAUUUCCUGUGUAACUUCCCGUGCACUGGUUCCACCUCCACCAGAUUUUAUUCAUUUGAUGACAGUCAAGUGUCAGACAAUUUGACACCAAACUUACAUCCGUAUGUUGUAGUGCCACCUGGUGGCAGAAGGAAUGCUUUUUACAAUUAAUGGCCCGUAAUUUCUGGGGUACCAGAGCGGCAAUAAAAUCAGCACCAUGUUUCUCUAAACUUCACCUAGCUGGCAUUAACAAUCUGUAAUAUUGCUAUAGGUAGGCACAGCGACAUGAAAUUUUGUACACAGAUCUUGAGGGGCGCCCUCUUGAGGGCUUCAAUGUCAACAUAGAGAUCAAACAAAAAAAGGCUCCAGAGCACCCCCCACUAAAUUUCUGAAAUGAAGCCCCUCCACUAUGUGGAACAUAGAAUGCUUAUGAAGGACCUUAAGACAAACAAAAAAGCCUCACCCAUACCCAUAGGCCACACCCAACCGGAAAAAUUGGGAAAAAAACAUCUGUUUUGGUCAAAGGGCAUGGCCAUGGCGUCCUUUAAACUCUGACAGCUUUUCAAAGUAAAUGACCUACAACACUCAAAGGCAGUCACAGGUACUAACAAUCACAAAGGUUAGGGCUGCUGUGAAGAUCAUUGCACAGGGGAUGGCAAGUCGUGCAAAAUGGUAACAGUGCACUGGGAAGGUGGUUUACAAAGGCAGCACCGCAAUACUGCUUGGGCCCCUUUUGGUCCUGUAAGGUGCUGGUUAUUAUUAUGAUAAAGUUUUUUUCAACAUUAAAACCCCCUAGACAUGCUGAAAAACUCAUGAAAUUUGACAGAGGGGCCCCAACUACUGCUUGCCUAUAUCCUAUUUUCACUAAUCUCAUCAUCUUAUUACCUGCUAUUAUUAAAUGCUACUAAAAAUUGUAAAAACAAACAAAUCAACAGUAAAAAACCUUAGAUAAACAUAACCCAAACCAAAAUGUAUGUAUUAUCACAGGUACUGCUGCCUCACAAGCAACAACAGCUGCCCCACCAACAACAACAGCUGCCCCAACAACGACAACUGCCCCAACAACGACAACUACAACAGCUGCCACAACAACAACAACAGCUGCCCCAACAACAACAACAACAACAACAACAACAGCUGCCCCAACAACAACAACUACAACUACAACAGCUGCCCCAACAACAACAACUACAACAGCUGCCCCAACAACAACUACAACAGCUGCCCCAACAACAACUACAACAGCUGCCCCAACAACAACUACAACAGCUGGCCCAACAACAACAACUACAACAGCUCCCCCAACAACAACAACUACCACAGCUGCCCCAACAACAACUACCACAGCUGCCCCAACAACAACAACAACAACAACAGCUGCCCCAACAACGACAACUACAACAGCUGCCCCAACAACGACAACUACAACAGCUGCCCCAACAACGACAACUACAACAGCUGCCCCAACAACAACAACAACAGCUGCCCCAACAACAACAACUACAACAACUGCUGUCCCAACAACAACAACUACAACAGCUUCCCCAACAACAACAACAGCUGCCCAAACAACGACAGCAGCUGCCCCAACGACAACCACAACAGCUGCCCCAACAACGACAACUACAACAGGUGCCCCAACAACAACAACAACAACAACAACAACAGCUUCCCCAACAACGACAACAGCUGCCCUAACAACAACAACUACAACAGCUGCCCCAACAACAACUACAACAGCUGUCCCAACAACAACAACUACAACAGCUGCCCCAACAACAACAACAACAGCUGCCCCAACAACGACAACUACAACAUCUGCCCCAACAACGACAACUACAACAGCUGCCCCAACAACGACAACUACAACAGCUGCCCCAACAACAACAACAACAACAGCUGCCCCAACAACAACAACUACAACAACUGCUGUCCCAACAACAACAACUACAACAGCUUCCCCAACAACAACAACAGCUGCCCAAACAACGACAGCAGCUGCCCCAACGACAACCACAACAGCUGCCCCAACAACGACAACCACAACAGCUGCCCCAACAACGACAACUACAACAGGUGCCCCAACAACAACAACAACAACAACAACAACAACAGCUUCCCCAACAACGACAACAGCUGCCCUAACAACUACAACUACAACAGCUGCCCCAACAACAACAACUACAACAGCUGCCCCAACAACAACAGCUGCCCCAACAACAACUACAACAGCUGCCCCAACAACAACUACAACAGCUGGCCCAACAACAACAACUACAACAGCUCCCCCAACAACAACAACUACCACAGCUGCCCCAACAACAACUACCACAGCUGCCCCAACAACAACAACAACAACAACAACAGCUGCCCCAAGAACGACAACUACAACAGCUGCCCCAACAACGACAACUACAACAGCUGCCCCAACAACGACAACUACAAAAGCUGCCCCAACAACAACAACGACAGCUGCCCCAACAACAACAACUACAACAACUGCUGUCCCAACAACAACAACUACAACAGCUUCCCCAACAACAACAGCUGCCCAAACAACGACAGCAGCUGCCCCAACGACAACCACAACAGCUGCCCCAACAACGACAACCACAACAGCUGCCCCAACAACGACAACUACAACAGGUGCCCCAACAACAACAACAACAACAACAACAACAACAGCUUCCCCAACAACGACAACAGCUGCCCUAACAACAACAACUACAACAGCUGCCCCAACAACAACUACAACAGCUGUCCCAACAACAACAACUACAACAGCUGCCCCAACAACAACAACAACAGCUGCCCCAACAACAACAACAACAGCUGCCCCAACAACGACAACUACAACAUCUGCCCCAACAACGACAACUACAACAGCUGCCCCAACAACAACAACAACAACAACAACAACAGCUUCCCCAACAACGACAACAGCUGCCCUAACAACAACAACUACAACAGCUGCCCCAACAACAACUACAACAGCUGUCCCAACAACAACAACUACAACAGCUGCCCCAACAACAACAACAACAGCUGCCCCAACAACGACAACUACAACAUCUGCCCCAACAACGACAACUACAACAGCUGCCCCAACAACGACAACUACAACAGCUGCCCCAACAACAACAACAACAACAGCUGCCCCAACAACAACAACUACAACAACUGCUGUCCCAACAACAACAACUACAACAGCUUCCCCAACAACAACAACAGCUGCCCAAACAACGACAGCAGCUGCCCCAACGACAACCACAACAGCUGCCCCAACAACGACAACCACAACAGCUGCCCCAACAACGACAACUACAACAGGUGCCCCAACAACAACAACAACAACAACAACAACAACAGCUUCCCCAACAACGACAACAGCUGCCCUAACAACUACAACUACAACAGCUGCCCCAACAACAACAACUACAACAGCUGCCCCAACAACAACAGCUGCCCCAACAACAACUACAACAGCUGCCCCAACAACAACUACAACAGCUGGCCCAACAACAACAACUACAACAGCUCCCCCAACAACAACAACUACCACAGCUGCCCCAACAACAACUACCACAGCUGCCCCAACAACAACAACAACAACAACAACAGCUGCCCCAAGAACGACAACUACAACAGCUGCCCCAACAACAACAACUACAACAACUGCUGUCCCAACAACAACAACUACAACAGCUUCCCCAACAACAACAACAGCUGCCCAAACAACGACAGCAGCUGCCCCAACGACAACCACAACAGCUGCCCCAACAACGACAACCACAACAGCUGCCCCAACAACGACAACUACAACAGGUGCCCCAACAACAACAACAACAACAACAACAGCUUCCCCAACAACGACAACAGCUGCCCUAACAACUACAACUACAACAGCUGCCCCAACAACAACUACAACAGCUUCCCCAACAACAACAGCUGCCCAAACAACGACAGCAGCUGCCCCAACGACAACCACAACAGCUGCCCCAACAACGACAACCACAACAGCUGCCCCAACAACGACAACUACAACAGGUGCCCCAACAACAACAACAACAACAACAACAACAACAGCUUCCCCAACAACGACAACAGCUGCCCUAACAACAACAACUACAACAGCUGCCCCAACAACAACUACAACAGCUGUCCCAACAACAACAACUACAACAGCUGCCCCAACAACAACAACAACAGCUGCCCCAACAACAACAACAACAGCUGCCCCAACAACGACAACUACAACAGCUGCCCCAACAACGACAACUACAACAGCUGCCCCAACAACGACAACUACAACAGCUGCCCCAACAACAACAACAACAGCUGCCCCAACAACAACUACAACAACUGCUGUCCCAACAACAACAACUACAACAGCUUCCCCAACAACAACAACAGCUGCCCAAACAACGACAGCAGCUGCCCCAACGACAACCACAACAGCUGCCCCAACAACGACAACCACAACAGCUGCCCCAACAACGACAACUACAACAGGUGCCCCAACAACAACAACAACAACAACAACAGCUUCCCCAACAACGACAACAGCUGCCCUAACAACAACAACUACAACAGCUGCCCCAACAACAACUACAACAGCUGUCCCAACAACAACAACUACAACAGCUGCCCCAACAACGACAACAACAGCUGCCCCAACAACAACAACAACAGCUGCCCCAACAACGACAACUACAACAUCUGCCCCAACAACGACAACUACAACAGCUGCCCCAACAACGACAACUACAACAGCUGCCCCAACAACAACAACAACAGCUGCCCCAACAACAACAACUGCUGUCCCAACAACAACAACUACAACAGCUUCCCCAACAACAACAGCUGCCCAAACAACGAUGGCAGCUGCCCCAACGACAACCAAAACAGCUGCCCCAACAACGACAACCACAACAGCUGCCCCAACAACGACAACUACAACAGGUGCCCCAAUAACAACAACAACAACAACAACAGCUUCCCCAACAACGACAACAGCUGCCCUAACAACAACAACUACAACAGCUGCCCCAACAACAACUACAACAGCUGUCCCAACAACAACAACUACAACAGCUGCCCCAACAACAACAACAACAGCUGCCCCAACAACAACAACAGCUGCCCCAACAACGACAACUACAACAUCUGCCCCAACAACGACAACUACAACAGCUUCCCCAACAACUACUACAACAGCUGCCCCAACAACAACAACAACAAAAACAGCCACCCCAACACCACCAACAACAACAACAGCUGCCCCAACAACGACAACUACAACAGCUGCCCCAACAACAACAGCUGCCCUAACAACAACUACAACAGCUGCCCCAACAACUACAACAGCUGCCCAAACAACAACUACAACAGCUGGCCCAACAACAACAACAACAACAACAGCUGGCCCAACAACAACAACAACAACAACAGCUGGCCCAACAACAACAACUACCACAGCUGCCCCAACAACAACAACUACCACAGCUGCCCCAACAACAACAACUACCACAGCUGCCCCAACAUCAACAACAACAACAACAACAACAGCUUCCCCAACAACGACAACAGUUGCCCAAACAACAACUACAACAGCUGGCCCAACAACGACAACUACAACAGCUGGCCCAACAACAACAACUACCACAGCCGCCCCAACAACAACAACUACCGCAGCUGCCCCAACAACAACAACUACCACAGCUGCCCCAACAACAACAACAACAGCUGCCCCAACAACGACAACAGUUGCCCCAACAACGACAACAGCUGCCCCAACAACAACAACAGCUUCCCCAACAACUACAACAGCUGCCCCAACAACAUCAACUACCACAGCUGCCCCAACAACAACAACUACCACAGCUGCCCCAACAACAACUACCACAGCUUCCCCAACAACAACAACAACAACAGCUGCCCCAACAACAACAACAGUUUCCCCAACAACGACAACAGCUGCCCCAACAACGACAACAGCUGCCCCAACAACGACAACAGCUGCCCCAACAACAACUACAACAGCUUCCCCAACAACUACAACAGCUGCCCCAACAACGACAACUACAACAGCUGCCCCAACAACAACAACAACAACAGCUGCCCCAAGAACAACGACUACAACAACUACUGCCCCAACAACAACGACUACAACAACUGCUGCCCCAACAACGACAACAACAACAGCUGCCCCAACAACAACAACUACAACAGCUGCCCCAACAACGACAACUACAACAGCUGCCCCAACAACCACAACAGCUGCCCCAACAACGACAACUACAACAGCUGCCCCAACAACGACAACAACAACAGCUGCCCCAACAACGACAACAACAACAGCUGCCCCAACAACGACAACAACAACAACUGCCCCAACAACGACAACAACAACAGCUUCCCCAACAACAACAACAGCUGCCCCAACAACGACAACUACAACAGCUGCCCCAACAACUACAACAGCUGCCCCAACAACGACAACUACAACAGCUGCCCCAACAACGACAACAACAACAGCUGCCACAACAACAACAACCACAACAGCUGCCCCAACAACGACAACUACAACAGCUGCCCCAACAACGACAACAACAACAGCUGCCCCAACAACGACAACCACAACAGCAGCUGCCCAACAACAACAACAACAACAACAACAACAACAACAGCUGCCCCAACAACGACAACUACAACAGCUGCCCAAACAACGACAACUACAACAGCUGCCCCAACAACGAAAACUACAACAGCUGCCCCAACAACUACAACAGCUGCCCCAACAACUACAACAGCUGCCCCAACAACUACAACAGCUGCCCCAACAACUACAACCACAACUGCUGCCCCAACAACGACAACUACAACAGCUGCCCCAACAACUACAACAGCUGCCCCAACAACUACAACAACAACAGCUGCCCCAACAACUACAACUACAACAGCUGCCCCAACAACGACAACAACAACAGCUGCCCCAAAAACGACAACCACAACAGCUUCCCCAACAACCACAGCUGCCCCAACAACGACAACUACAACAGCUGCCCCAACAACUACAACAGCUGCCCGAACAACGACAACUACAACAGCUGCCCCAACAACAACAACAACAACAACAACAACAACAACAGCUGCCCCAACAACGACAACCACAACAGCUUCCCCAACAACAACAACAGCUGCCCCAACAACGACAACUACAACAGCUGCCCCAACAACUACAACAGCUGCCCCAACAACAACAACAACAACAACAGCUGCCCCAACAACAACAACAGCUGCCCCAACAACGACAACUACAACAGCUGCCCCAACAACGAAAACUACAACAGCUGCCCCAACAACUACAACAGCUGCCCCAACAACUACAACAGCUGCCCCAACAACUACAACAACAACAGCUGCCCCAACAACGACAACUACAACAACUUCCCCAACAACUACAACAGCCUUCCCAACAACAACAGCCUUCCCAACAACAACAACAACAACAGCUGCCCCAACAACGACAACUACAACAGCUGCCCCAACAACAACAACAACAACAACAGCUGCCCCAACAACAACAACUACAACAGCUGCCCUAACAACAACAACAACAGCAGCUUCCCCAACAACAACAACAACAACAGCUGCCCCAACAACAACUACAACAACAGCUGCCCCAACAACGACAACCACAACUGCUGCCCCAACAACGACAACCACAACAGCUGCCCCAACAACGACAACUACAACAGCUGCCCCAACAACGACAACAACAGCUGCCCCAACAACGACAACCACAAUAGCUGCCCCAACAACGACAACUACAACAGCUGCCCCAACAACGACAACAACAACAGCUGCCCCAAAAACGACAACCACAACAGCUUCCCCAACAACCACAGCUGCCCCAACAACGACAACUACAACAGCUGCCCCAACAACUACAACAGCUGCCCGAACAACGACAACUACAACAGCUGCCCCAACAACAACAACAACAACAACAACAACAACAGCUGCCCCAACAACGACAACUACAACAGCUGCCCCAACAACGACAACUACAACAGCUCCCCCAACAACUACAACAGCUGCCCCAACAACAACUACAACAACUGCUGCCCCAACAACAACUACAACAACUGCUGCCCCAACAACAACUACAACAACUGCUUCCCCAACAACAACAACAACUACAACAGCUGCCCUAACAACAACAACUACAACAGCUUCCCCAACAACAACUACAACAACAGCUGCCCCAACAACGACAACCACAACAGCUGCCCCAACAACGACAACUACAACAGCUUCCCCAACAACGACAACAACAACAGCUGCCCCAACAACGACAACAACAACAGCUGCCCCAACAUCGACAAUAACAACAGCUUCCCCAACAACGACAACAACAACAGCUUCCCCAACAAUGACAACAGCUUCCCCAACAACAACUACAACAGCUGGCCCAACAACUACAACAGCUCCCCCAACAACAACAACUACCACAGCUGCCCCAACAACAACUACCACAGCUGCCCCAACAACAACAACAACAACAACAACAGCUGCCCCAAGAACGACAACUACAACAGCUGCCCCAACAACGACAACUACAACAGCUGCCCCAACAACGACAACUACAACAGCUGCCCCAACAACAACAACGACAGCUGCCCCAACAACAACUACAACAACUGCUGUCCCAACAACAACAACUACAACAGCUUCCCCAACAACAACAGCUGCCCAAACAACGACAGCAGCUGCCCCAACGACAACCACAACAGCUGCCCCAACAACGACAACCACAACAGCUGCCCCAACAACGACAACUACAACAGGUGCCCCAACAACAACAACAACAACAACAACAACAACAGCUUCCCCAACAACGACAACAGCUGCCCUAACAACAACAACUACAACAGCUGCCCCAACAACAACUACAACAGCUGUCCCAACAACAACAACUACAACAGCUGCCCCAACAACAACAACAACAGCUGCCCCAACAACAACAACAACAGCUGCCCCAACAACGACAACUACAACAUCUGCCCCAACAACGACAACUACAACAGCUGCCCCAACAACGACAACUACAACAGCUACCCCAACAACAACAACAACAGCUGCCCCAACAACAACUACAACAACUGCUGUCCCAACAACAACAACUACAACAGCUUCCCCAACAACAACAACAGCUGCCCAAACAACAACAGCAGCUGCCCCAACGACAACCACAACAGCUGCCCCAACAACGACAACCACAACAGCUGCCCCAACAACGACAACUACAACAGGUGCCCCAACAACAACAACAACAACAACAACAGCUUCCCCAACAACGACAACAGCUGCCCUAACAACAACAACUACAACAGCUGCCCCAACAACAACUACAACAGCUGUCCCAACAACAACAACUACAACAGCUGCCCCAACAACGACAACAACAGCUGCCCCAACAACAACAACAACAGCUGCCCCAACAACGACAACUACAACAUCUGCCCCAACAACGACAACUACAACAGCUGCCCCAACAACGACAACUACAACAGCUGCCCCAACAACAACAACAACAGCUGCCCCAACAACAACAACUACAACAACUGCUGUCCCAACAACAACAACUACAACAGCUUCCCCAACAACAACAGCUGCCCAAACAACGAUGGCAGCUGCCCCAACGACAACCAAAACAGCUGCCCCAACAACGACAACCACAACAGCUGCCCCAACAACGACAACUACAACAGGUGCCCCAAUAACAACAACAACAACAACAACAGCUUCCCCAACAACGACAACAGCUGCCCUAACAACAACAACUACAACAGCUGCCCCAACAACAACUACAACAGCUGUCCCAACAACAACAACUACAACAGCUGCCCCAACAACAACAACAACAGCUGCCCCAACAACAACAACAACAGCUGCCCCAACAACGACAACUACGACAUCUGCCCCAACAACGACAACUACAACAGCUUCCCCAACAACUACUACAACAGCUGCCCCAACAACAACAACAACAAAAACAGCCACCCCAACACCACCAACAACAACAACAGCUGCCCCAACAACGACAACUACAACAGCUACCCCAACAACAACAGCUGCCCUAACAACAACUACAACAGCUGCCCCAACAACUACAACAGCUGCCCAAACAACAACUACAACAGCUGGCCCAACAACAACAACAGCUGGCCCAACAACAACAACAACAACAACAGCUGGCCCAACAACAACAACUACCACAGCUGCCCCAACAACAACAACUACCACAGCUGCCCCAACAACAACAACUACCACAGCUGCCCCAACAUCAACAACAACAACAACAACAACAGCUUCCCCAACAACGACAACAGUUGCCCAAACAACAACUACAACAGCUGGCCCAACAACAACAACUACAACAGCUGGCCCAACAACAACAACUACCACAGCCGCCCCAACAACAACAACUACCACAGCUGCCCCAACAACAACAACUACCACAGCUGCCCCAACAACAACAACAACAGCUGCCCCAACAACGACAACAGUUGCCCCAACAACGACAACAGCUGCCCCAACAACAACAACAGCUUCCCCAACAACUACAACAGCUGCCCCAACAACAUCAACUACCACAGCUGCCCCAACAACAACAACUACCACAGCUGCCCCAACAACAACUACCACAGCUUCCCCAACAACAACAACAACAACAGCUGCCCCAACAACGACAACAGUUUCCCCAACAACGACAACAGCUGCCCCAACAACGACAACAGCUGCCCCAACAACGACGACAGCUGCCCCAACAACAACAGCUGCCCCAACAACAACUACAACAGCUUCCCCAACAACUUCAACAGCUGCCCCAACAACGACAACUACAACAGCUGCCCCAACAACAACAACAACAACAGCUGCCCCAACAACAACGACUACAACAACUACUGCCCCAACAACAACGACUACAACAACUGCUGCCCCAACAACGACAACAACAACAGCUGCCCCAACAACAACAACUACAACAGCUGCCCCAACAACGACAACUACAACAGCUGCCCCAACAACCACAACAGCUGCCCCAACAACGACAACUACAACAGCUGCCCCAACAACGACAACAACAACAGCUGCCCCAACAACGACAACAACAACAGCUGCCCCAACAACGACAACAACAACAACUGCCCCAACAACGACAACAACAACAGCUUCCCCAACAACAACAACAGCUGCCCCAACAACGACAACUACAACAGCUGCCCCAACAACUACAACAGCUGCCCCAACAACGACAACUACAACAGCUGCCCCAACAACAACAACUACAACAGCUGCCCCAACAACAACAACUACAACAGCUGCCCCAACAACGACAACUACAACAGCUGCCCCAACAACGACAACAACAACAGCUGCCCCAACAACGACAACCACAACAGCAGCUGCCCCAACAACAACAACAACAACAACAACAACAACAACAACAACAACAACAACAGCUGCCCCAACAACGACAACUACAACAGCUGCCCAAACAACGACAACUACAACAGCUGCCCCAACAACGAAAACUACAACAGCUGCCCCAACAACUACAACAGCUGCCCCAACAACUACAACAGCUGCCCCAACAACUACAACAGCUGCCCCAACAACUACAACCACAACUGCUGCCCCAACAACGACAACUACAACAGCUGCCCCAACAACUACAACAGCUGCCCCAACAACUACAACAACAACAGCUGCCCCAACAACUACAACUACAACAGCUGCCCCAACAACGACAACAACAACAGCUGCCCCAAAAACGACAACCACAACAGCUUCCCCAACAACCACAGCUGCCCCAACAACGACAACUACAACAGCUGCCCCAACAACUACAACAGCUGCCCGAACAACGACAACUACAACAGCUGCCCCAACAACAACAACAACAACAACAACAACAACAACAGCUGCCCCAACAACGACAACCACAACAGCUUCCCCAACAACAACAACAGCUGCCCCAACAACGACAACUACAACAGCUGCCCCAACAACUACAACAGCUGCCCCAACAACAACAACAACAACAACAACAGCUGCCCCAACAACAACAACAACAACAGCUGCCCCAACAACGACAACUACAACAGCUGCCCCAACAACGACAACUACAACAGCUGCCCCAACAACUACAACAGCUGCCCCAACAACUACAACAGCUGCCCCAACAACUACAACAGCUGCCCCAACAACUACAACAACAACAGCUGCCCCAACAACGACAACUACAACAGCUGCCCCAACAACUACAACAGCCUUCCCAACAACAACAGCCUUCCCAACAACAACAACAACAACAGCUGCCCCAACAACGACAACUACAACAGCUGCCCCAACAACAACAACAACAACAACAACAUCUGCCCCAACAACAACAACUACAACAGCUGCCCUAACAACAACAACAACAGCAGCUUCCCCAACAACAACAACAACAACAGCUGCCCCAACAACAACUACAAUAACAGCUGCCCCAACAACGACAACCACAACUGCUGCCCCAACAACGACAACCACAACAGCUGCCCCAACAACGACAACUACAACAGCUGCCCCAACAACGACAACAACAGCUGCCCCAACAACGACAACCACAAUAGCUGCCCCAACAACGACAACUACAACAGCUGCCCCAACAACGACAACAACAACAGCUGCCCCAAAAACGACAACCACAACAGCUUCCCCAACAACCACAGCUGCCCCAACAACGACAACUACAACAGCUGCCCCAACAACUACAACAGCUGCCCGAACAACGACAACUACAACAGCUGCCCCAACAACAACAACAACAACAACAACAACAACAGCUGCCCCAACAACGACAACUACAACAGCUUCCCCAACAACGACAACUACAACAGCUCCCCCAACAACUACAACAGCUGCCCCAACAACAACUACAACAACUGCUGCCCCAACAACAACUACAACAACUGCUUCCCCAACAACAACUACAACAACUGCUUCCCCAACAACAACAACAACAACAACUACAACAGCUGCCCUAACAACAACAACUACAACAGCUUCCCCAACAACAACUACAACAACAGCUGCCCCAACAACGACAACCACAACAGCUGCCCCAACAACGACAACUACAACAGCUUCCCCAACAACGACAACAACAACAGCUGCCCCAACAACGACAACAACAACAGCUGCCCCAACAUCGACAAUAACAACAGCUGCCCCAACAACGACAACAACAACAACAGCUUCCCCAACAAUGACAACAGCUUCCCCAACAACAACUACAACAGCUGCCCCAACAACUACAACAGCAGCCCCAACAACAACAACAACAACAACAGCUGCCCCAACAACAACUACAACAGCUACCCCAACAACAACAACUACAACAGCUGCCCCAACAACAACAACGACACCUGCCCCAACAACAACAGCCUCCCCAACAACAGCAACCACUUCUCGUUCCCCAACAACAACAACAAAGAUGACCACUACUCCACCAACAACAGCUGCAACACCAACCACAAAAGGUACUCAUUUCAUCAUAAUGUACCCUCUCUUUUUCCUUACUUCCCUAUCAUUGAAGACUGUUUACAUUUAAAUUUUGCUAUAAGUCUGUCAAGUAGGAAUCUCAAACUUACAUUCUAAUUGCUCUGAAGGUAGAUUUAAUUUUUUCCUGGAUGAAUAUCAUCCAAGUUUUCACUUGCGUCUCAUAUACUUGUAAGUGUGUAAUGUGUUGUGAAAAUCUGUAUUAGUCAGGUAGGUUGAAGUUUUAUAGACCUUCAACAGAUACAAUUGAUGUGCAUGUCUUCGAACUAACAAAUUUUUGAAUCCAUCAACAUUUGGAUUGCAAUUUAACCAUAUCAACAGCUAUUUCUAUAAUCCCAUGUGACACAGCUUAACAUGAUAGAAGUUAAAAAUGCAAGUAGAGAGGCAAGACAAUCAGGACUUUAUGUAGAGGGAAGUAAAAAUCAACGUCUAUGUCUCAAUUUUUGUUGGUUUAAAGUAUUAUGCACUGACAGAAUACACAGAUUAUUACAAAAUACACAGAUGUCUAACUUUCUCAGUGAAACUUAGAAUUUAUCACAUAAUCUUGUCAACCCUGUUACCGACAGGUUUUUGUUGUAAACUUAACAAAAUACAAUAUUCUAAUUAGAAAUAUGCCAUAUAUGGUACAUAUAUUAGCAGUACUUUAGUCUCUCUUUCCAUUGAGAUUAUUUUAUUCUGUGGAUUUUUUUCUCCAAUUAGAUAUUUGUCAUUUAGAUGAUCAAAUAUACCCUCAUUUUGCAUGGCGAUCACAUGUCUCAACAUAUAUCAGAUAUUUUUUAGAAGAGAAAUGUUGAAAAAUGGCCCAAUCUAAAAUACAAUGUAAUUUAAAUUGUGGUGGAAAGCGUUGAAAGCCCAUUUGAGUUGUCAUUUUUUACAUUUUUGUCAAAUUAAUGACAACAACAGUAUUGACGUUAUGGUAACAGGGAUGACAAGAGUAAAAGUAACUGAACACUUAGUAACUAGCUCUCGAUACUGGUGUAUCAAUCAAUCAAUCAAUCAAUCAAUCAAAAAACAUUUAUUAGCUCAAUAAUGUUUACUUGAUGACCUAAAAAUGUUUUUAUUUUAAAAAGGUUAACCUUUAAAGAGUGUACAAGCAGUGGCGAGCACCUCUCCAAGUGCCCCCCCCCCCCCCACACACACACACACACACACACACACAAAAAGAGAUAGAAUUUUGAACAGAUAGUUUUGUAUUACUAUGUAGUAUUAUUAUUAUAACAACAAAAAUAAUAUAUUUCUCAGUUGCAGAAAUCCUUCAAUAGAAAAAAACACAAUUCUGAGGGCCAUUUUCAGAAGGGCCCCCAGAUCCUGAGGUUUUCUGAAGUGUUAAGGUUUACAAAAAAGCUGCUAUCUCGGCCUCUGUAGUAGAUAGAAACAAAAUUCAAAAAGUAUUUGAGACCUUAAACAUGUGGCUUUCAAGAAAGCUCUCUUUUAGUUUUGCGAACCUUCAUCACAUUUUGAAAACCUUGAACAAACAAACUCAAAUGAAAUAAAGCGGCUGUAUAAAUAAAAGUAAAGGCUCUGCACUGGAGAAUGACAAAUAAUUUGCUUUCUGUAAAACAAGUGGCAGUCAUGAUAAAGUGUCCAUUCAAUACAAAUGUAAAUAUAGAAAAUAAGGUGUUGAAAGGGUAUACAGCUGCCCCAGUAUAGUGCCAGUACAAAAGCAGAACUAAACACUAUAAAAUGAAUAAAUAAAUACGUGGCUGACAGUGUGUUCAUCCCUGUUCUCACCCAAAGUCAUGCAACACUCACAGAAAACGCUGAUAGUGUGAGCCAAAGCGCUCCGUAUGAAGAAGUUGUUCACACUGCUGGAUGUUUCUCCUCUGAAGCUGCUCUCUGCCUCAGUCAUUGUUUACUUUACUCAUGAAGCUCAUCAAGCACGUAGCAAGAUCCGAGCAUGAACCCGAGCGCUUUAUUCGCCUAUCAAAGGCAGACGGGUACGGUGAUUUCAUUCACCGCGACUCCAGAAAUCAUGAAAAAACUACAAAAUGACGUAUCCCCGCUCCCGCUGAUAUGCUGACAUGCGUACACAGAGCAGAGCUGUCCCCCCGCGACUCUCUCCCCGCCUCGUCUCCUACAGUCUGUCAGCCUCUGUGCAGCACCUUCGGAGCAAGCAGGGGCGCCUACAGCAGCGGGGGGGGGGGGGGGGCGCCAAUUUGACAACAAGAGUUAAUACAAAACCGCUUUGCGGUUAAGCUUUAUUAUUAUUAUCUUUUAUUUUAUUUUUUUGGAAGUGCUCGUGCCGCCCCCCAUGAGUCAUGACACAAAUGCCGCCCCGGGCGGCUGCCCUGUUCGCCCGUGCCUAGAACCGCUACUGUGUACAAGGGUAAACACUAUUCUAUGUCAUCCCUGUUUCUCACAUGUCAAAUCCUGUUACUGUGGAAAGGUAACAGGGCUGACAGUAACAGAGUUGACAAUUUUAAGCUAAAAUGCAAGCUGUGUACUUUGAAAGGCAAUUACUUGUAGAUAUUGAUUAUAUUUUGAGAAAUAGAAAUUGUUUAGGUUUAUAUGUUAAAAAGUGGUAACAGGAUUGACAUUGUAUGCUUGUCCCCCCUGGUUAAACCUUGAAAAAACCUCACAAAUAGCACAUCAGAGAUGAGAGAAACUUAACUGUCACUGAGCUGUUAGCAUCCUGGCUCAGAGAUGAUGCAACCUCAUGUCAAAUCUGGAAUGUACCAUUAUUUUUUAGGGUUUUUUAGUUAGGGUAACAGGGUAAAUAAAAUAAAUAAAUUGAUAAGCAUUUAUAAUGACUAAUAUAUAUUAUUACCAAAAACACUGUUUAACAAUAAGACCGUACAUUUACGUACAACAACAGUAGUGAGGGACAGGCCAAAAACCUCACCCUCAUCAGUAUAAAAGUAAUUUUGAUUAUUUAAAAUGAUAUUUAAUUUACUUUAAUUUGAUGUUAUAUUAAAGAGAGGAGACAUGGUAAUGUUAUAUUUUUAAAUUACAUAUUAAUUUAUUGUUAUUAUAAAUUAAUAAAUUAUUACUUCUUGGGGACGCAAAAGGCACGAUUUCAUGGAAUGACCCAACAUCUAGCUAUGGUCUGUAAACAAAAAUAAUGAAACUGCAAUAAUUGGAUGUAAGUAUCAUCUUUACAAGAGUCAUAUCAUCAUUAAAACACUCAAGUUCUACAUCUUUUCAUUAAUUUUUUUUCCUCCCAAGGCAUGCUGAUACGUGCACACCUUAAAGUGAAAGCUAAUAUUCCUGGAGGGCUCCAUGAGGGCAGCAAUGUAAUCAUCAUUCAAGCUCUAGAAAAGGUAUGUGAAGAAGAAAAUGGUAAACAAUUUCUGCAAAAGCUAUUUACCUAACAACAACAACAACAAUGAUAGAAAGCCUAUUAUUUCAAGUGAUUGUUGUUUGUUCUCUCUCUGUUUAGGUUUUAAAGAAUCAGCUCCUGAAAGAAAAACCCUACAGUGUGACACUGAAGAUCAUACAAGUCCGAGGUAAUGAGAAGAAGCUUCGUGUGGACUUUUACUGAUUGCCAUUGUAAAUGAUUGUCAUACUGUAGGUGUUGUUUGAAUGAAUGAUAGAUAAUGUUUUCUAUGAGUGCAAUCUGAGCCGACACCAUAAAAAUUGUUGUUCUUCACUGUGAUCUACAGCCACUCUUAUAUGUGUUCCCCUAGAGGUGCAAGAAAAGGUGUUUUUAACAACGAGGCUGACACUGUAGGCAUACAGAAGAUCCUCUUUCAAGAUUUGUUGACUUGAAUCUAAAAAGCUCUCCAUGACUUAAAAUAUAGGGAUGUUUUCACUAUGUGCUCUGUUUCACUGAUCUAAGGCAGUGGAGAUGUUAGAGAUUAGUGUCAAAUUAUUAUGACAGUACUAAGAAAUUACAACAAAGAGAUCAGAUUUGUCAAAGAGGUGUUCGGAGAGGUUUCCACAACUCUGAAUUGACAUAUUUCACUGUAGGAGCAGCAAUCUGGCUGGCAAGCUUGGUAACUAGGGAACUUCUGUGCAAAAGAGAAAACAUUUUACAAAGUCUCAGACACUCUGAUAAGUUCCUCACACCAGCUGUCAUUCUGGUAUCACAGUCAAGUGGUUGCUCUGCAGUUCACAUGUCAGGCUUUGACCCAGGAAUUGAAGAAUAUGAAACUAAUGUAGAAACCUUGACAGUGAAAGAAGGGAAAGGAUAAAAGACGAAGCUUUCGUACUGUUUCAAAUCUACAGAGCUGUUAAUGGGUUCUUGGUGUUUUGCAUUUGCUUAUUGUUUUGUUGUCAGACUUAAUAGGUCAACCGGGAAACGGCCUUAAGGUGAAAAGAGGCAUGUUGCCACCUAUCAUAUGAAGACAGACAAUACUUUUAUUCAUUAAUGAAUUAUUCGCUGUAAAUCAUAGACUUCUGCAUAAAGUAAAUCAUCUGAAUCAACUUGGGUGAAUCCACCAGGCGUCACCAUGUCAGCAUAUCUGUGGGUCUUACCAAAUUUCUUUUGUAGUUGUAGUAACUACUGUUAACAAGGUGGUGGUGCCUUUUAGCUGUAGUGGGGCAGAUUAAGCUCAAAAGAAUUUUAACAGUAUGACCUUCAUGAUAAUGAUGCGGGUGAAGCUCACUCUGGAGAAUCUUGUCAUUUGAAACACAGAGGUUGCACAAAAAACCCUAAGUGGAGUGUUGUGUUACCAAAGGACAGGUGGACGUAGUUAGUAUGCAUUUGGCAAGUUUUCAGUUCAUUGCAAGUACAGUCCAUGACACAUAGUCAUAAAUCUCAAAUCUCUACGUAUGAGCUUUAACACGGGGUCAAUACUUCCAGUACCUUUAAAACAACACUGCACAUGUAGCGAAUGUUAAUUCAGAGCCACAUUAACUUACGGACAUCACAUUGUUUCCCAUGUCAGACUUGCAGAGGAAAUGUCUUGUCUUGUCUUGUGUUUACCUUCCCAUUUUAGAUGAAUCCCCUUUUUGGCUAAGGUUCAUUUGAGCCAUGUUGCGCCAUCAUGUUAACUCAGUCAUGAAGAAUUCAGCUUGGCAGAAACAAACACAUUGAGGAAACAUUGCCAAAAUAAUUACUGCACAUUUCUCUUCCAAAUAUUUUUCUUCUAAGAAUAAUAUGUAUGUGUAUGUACAUAUGAUAAUGUACAUUUGGGUGGUAUAAUUUAACUCCUGUGAAUUUGAGAGAAGACCUUAUACAAUUUGGAUUAAAUGCAAUUGAUCACAUUUUUUUUUUCUAAAAUUCUCCAGAAACCACUGCUUUAGGACCAACUGCAAUGAUGGCUCUACCUCCAACUGCCAACACUGCAACAGCAGCAACAGCAGCCCUGACCAAAUCUCAAGCUCCAAAUUCAACAUCUGCUCCAACAAAACCAACUUCUCCAACAUCAACUACUGCUUCAAAAUCAGCUUCUACUGGAGACAGAUAA
Messenger RNA from Xyrichtys novacula (pearly razorfish), 19550 nucleotides. The record is from the annotation of a GenBank genome assembly. NCBI's taxonomy places the organism in Eukaryota, Metazoa, Chordata, Actinopteri, Labriformes, Labridae.